AGAAUCAACAAUUAACUUUGAGUAAAUAAGCACAAUAAAUUAUGGAAAUGAGACAUCGUCUUUGGCAGCUGCGCUAAAGUCCUGACAACUUUCUCAAGAGUAAGCAAGUCCGUGCCAGGAAGCCUCUUCGCUCUCCCACAGUCCUCAAACUGGCAGGAAGGAUUUGGCCAGCGGCCAAGAGAAGGGAGAAAGGAAAACGAAAACGGGUUUGGACAGCAUAAAAAGGGCGGCAGAAGGCAGGAGGAGCCAGUCUCCCCUCUCCCUGACAGCCCUUGGAGCGACUUCUGCUCAGGAUGAUCCUUGCUCCACGCCUCGUGCUCUUCCUCCUCCUGGCAGCUGGGCUCUGCCUCUUCCAAGCCCAAGGGAUGUUUUCGUCACAGGACUGUUGCGAGGCGACCAGAGACCGGCCCAUCUCCAUCAACCAGCUGUGGAGGUUCAAGGGUUACGCAAUCCAGGAGACGAAGGGUGGCUGCUCCAUCAAGGCUUUUGUGCUCAUCACCAGACAAGAUCGCAAACUCUGCUUCCCGCCUGACUCCUCGGUGACUUCUAAAUUUAAGGACGCCCUGGAUAAGAGGGAAGCCAGAAACAAGGCGAAAAAUCUGCCUAGGAGGAAAGCAUUUCCCUAAGACUGGAUCCUUCCCAGGCUGAGCUCCAAAGGAGGUCCACCUCCAGC
Messenger RNA from Thamnophis elegans (Western terrestrial garter snake), 673 nucleotides. Its product is annotated as C-C motif chemokine 19-like. Gene Ontology annotation, cellular component: extracellular region. Gene Ontology annotation, biological process: immune response. The record is from RefSeq and is a predicted model, not a curated record. NCBI's taxonomy places the organism in Eukaryota, Metazoa, Chordata, Lepidosauria, Squamata, Natricidae. Bases 294 to 626 code for a protein of 110 amino acids. The transcript has 4 exons. Gene Ontology annotation, molecular function: chemokine activity.